Molecule: messenger RNA, 1632 nt
Organism: Adineta ricciae
Lineage: Eukaryota; Metazoa; Rotifera; Eurotatoria; Adinetida; Adinetidae
Source: the annotation of a GenBank genome assembly
AUGUAUUCGAUAAAAAUAGCUUGGAAUCAAUAUUAUAAUCCAUCCGUUAUCAAUUUCCUGUUCGCAAGUUUUCUAUAUCUAUCUAUAUAUGACCGAAAAUAUAAUUCAGUUGUUGCAGCUGUCACACUUCCAUCUCGAGCACCGAUGGUAACGAAUGUUCGGCAUAAUAUUACUCGUAAUAUGCCUGAUGAACAACGUCUUUUCUAUACAUUAAUGAAUGGCUAUGAACGAGCGGUGAGACCAACCAAGAAAGCUUCGGAUGCUAUCGUUGUCAAACUAGGUAUAACAUUAACACAGAUUAUGGACAUUGAUGAACGUAAUCAAAUAAUGACAACUAACAUUUGGCUUGAUCAAGAAUGGAGAGAUGAAUUGCUAACAUGGAAUCCAUCAGAUUUCGGUGGCAUGAAGAAAAUUCGAAUACCUUGUCGAUACAUCUGGUUACCUGAUAUCGUGUUAUAUAAUUCAGCUGAUGAUUAUACACAAGGGUAUAUGCAAUCGUUAGCAAUGAUCAGUUAUGAUGGAACUGUCUUUUGGCCCCCGAUUGUGAAGUUUCGAUCGACUUGUAAAAUUGGAAUAACUUGGUUUCCAUUUGAUGAUCAAUUAUGCUUUUUAAAGUUCGGUUCAUGGACCUAUGAUUCCACACAAGUGAUUCUAACGAAUCGUUCGGAAAAUGUUGAUAUGUUAAAUUAUGUUGACAAUGGCGAAUGGAAAUUAUUAUCAUCAUGGACUAUUCUAUCUCGAUUAACAUAUCCAUGUUGUGAUGAGUCGUAUUUCGAUUUGAAAUUCUAUUUCCAUAUACGACGUCGAACAUUAUAUUAUACAUACAAUGUUAUUAUACCUUGUAUCAUGUUGUCGAUCCUCACAUGUCUAACGUUCUAUUUACCGACAGAAUCAGGUGAAAAAGUAUCUUUAGGACUAACCGUUCUUCUCGCCUUUUCGGUUUUCAUGUUAUUGAUUGCUGAAUCGAUGCCAGCGACGAGUGAAUACAUUCCUCUAAUCAGUAUUUAUUUCACAUUAGUCAUGAGCUUAACAAGUUUAUCUGUUUUACUAGCUGUUAUUAUACUUAACGUUCAUUUAUAUGGUUCAUCGUUAAAACCAGUUCCGACCCGAUUGCGGCGUAUAUUAUUUUCUCGUUUUGCACCUUUUCUUCGUGUUAAAUUGCAUCGCGGAUCGAAACUAGAUAAUCAAAAAGAUCCUCAACAAUCCACAGUUAAAAUUCCUCGACGCGCAACAACUAUUUACAAUGCGAUAUUCUUAAAUGAAAACGAUCUUGUCACUCAUGACCAACAAAAUCUUUCGCAUACAUUUCAAUCAUCAACGUUGAGUGAAAAUAAUCUACAUCCCGAUGCAUCGGCACUAUCUAACCUUCAAUCAUCACCACAAUCAUUAAAUGAAUGUAAACGACUUCUCACUGAAAUGAAUCGUUUAAUCCUUCGUCCAACUGAAACACAGGAAGAAGAUGUGAUCGUACGAGAUUGGCAAAAUGUUGCUUUGAUUCUCGAUCGUUGUCUAUUCAUUCUCUAUAUCCUAUUAACUAGUUUACUGACUAUCGGAACACUUAUAUUAGCUCCACUACUAAAAUAUGUACCCGAGGCACCGAACUAUCACCAGAUAAAUAUAACAAAGGACUAA